UCUCAUAAAUGAAGCCAGGGUCAGUUCCCCUUUGGGAAAGCAGCCUUUCAAGAUUUUACUUUAACGUCUUACCUGCUGUUAUUUGAUACCAUGGGUGGUACAAUAAACAAGGCAGCUUAUAAAUACAGAUUUGAAACUCCAGAGGGUAGUGAGUGGUGUGUGGGGUCAACUGAUGCCCUUCUAUGAAAAUCAGAUAGCCAGCCAGGCUGCUGUUAGCAUAAUGCAAUUGCUUCUGAGUGGAAGAUGUAAGUUUUCUUCUCUGAAGCUGAGCAUCUGGUUGGGCCCUGAUGACUUUGGGGGUAGUUCUCUUCCUAUGUAGAAACCCAGUUGACCCUCUACCAUUAGUGGGUGCCCAACUUGUAAUUCAGGGAACUGGCUGUUUUUGGUUGAAAGAUCAUGCCUUUGUUAAUCCCCUGUUCACUGGGACCGUGAUAGGGCCUAAGUCUUCUUCCCCCAAACCCACCUGUUUAAAUUAGCCAACUCUUCUGCAAGUGAUAAGAUGAAAUCAUGUUAUCAUGUCAUGGCCUUAGAGUUGGGGAGCCACAGGGUGGGGAGGGGAAAUGCACCAAUCCUCAACCCUCCAGAAAAAAUGUAUGUGUACCUGGGUAAAUGAAUUGUGAAAUGAGUCAAGGUUCUCUUAGCCUGAGGAUAGCGAAAGAAUUGUAGAUCUCUACUGGUUUCCCAGGGCUGCUCCAACAAAUUACUAUAAACUGGGUGGUUUAACACAAUAGAAAUUUAUUCUCUUAAAUUUAUUCUGGAGCUAGAAGUCUGAAAUAAUAGUAUUGGAGGGAGGGUCUGAGGGAGACUCUGCCCCAUGCCUCUCUCCUAACUUUGGCGGUUAACAACAAUCCUUGAUGAUCUCUUGCUUGCAGAUGCAUCACUCCAAUGUCUGCUUUGUCUUCAUACAUCAUUCUCCUGUCUGUGUCUCUGUAUCCAAACCUCCCUCUCCUUUCUCUUAUAAAGACACCAGUCAUUGAAUUUAGGGCCCACCCUAAUCCAGUAAGGAACCCCGUUGGCACAGUAGUUGAGAGUUCGCCCACUAACCAAAAAGUCGGCAGUUUGAAUCCACGAGCCAAUCCUUGGAAACUCUGUGGGGCAGUUCUACUCUGUCCUAUAGGGUCACUAGGAAUCAGAAUCGACUUGACAGCAAUGGGUUUCUAAUCUAGUAUGACCACAUCUUAACAUGACCUGUUUCCAAAUAAGGUCACAUUCACAGGUACUGGGGAGUGAGGAAAUACCCCUGGUGGUGCAGUCAUUAAAUACUUGGCUGCUAACUGAAAGGUUGGCAGUUCGAACCCAGCGGUCACUCCAUGAGAGAAAGAUGUGGCAGUCUGACUCUGUAAAGAUUUUCAGCCUUGGAAACCUUGUGGGGAAGUUCUACUCUGUUCUAUAAGGUCACCAUGAGUUGGAAUGGACUUGACAGCAAUCAGCUGGGGGGUGGGAAGGGGGAUUGGACUUGAACAUAUCUUUUUGUGGGACCCAAUUCAACCCACUAUCUUAUCUUUGAGGUAGAAAAUCUGUAACAAUAUAUCCAAAUAAUUAGUGCACCUCAACUUCUAUAACCAUUUUAAUUAUUCUACACUUAUGACUAGGUUUCCUGCCAAUUUCAUUAUGUGUUUUAAUAAUCCUACUGCAUCAUAGGAUCCUCGGUUACAGGCCUCAAAACAGGAAUAUUCCAUGAACACCAAAAGCCUGGAGCAAACUCUCUUAUCCCUCUUAUCUCCUGGAUAUGGCUUCCCCAGCUUGUCACUCCACCUAGCAACGGAGUGGCUGAUGCAGGGACCUGACUAGAACCUGUCUCUUUCCUGCUGCUUUUCCUUCCUUUCAGGGCUUCCUGCACCAGGCAAAAACCCUACUUUUUCCUUUGUCUUCCCUCACUCCUGGUCUAGCUAUCGCUUCUCCAGCACUGUGACGUGCACAUACCACACCAUGAAACUUUUCCUCCCUUUCUUGCAUUUUUUUCUCAGUUGUGACAAGAAUUUUUGCCUGUCUUUGUUCCAGUCGUGACCUGAAAAUGAUGCCUGUGAUUCCUCUUUCUAAAGAGGAAAAGGAAAACCAGAUAUUUGAAUUCAAAUUUUACAUGAUGUAAAACUCCCAACAUCAACUACAAAACCCUUAAAAAAAAAAAAGGUUGCCAUCGAAUCCAUUCUGACUCAUAGCGACCCUAUAAGAACUGACCCAUACGGUUUCCAAGGAGUGGCUGGUAGAUUUGAACUGCUACAGAAAUUCCCUUUGAUAUACUGUACUUUCCUUUGGUAAACCUUGAUUUUCCUUAAGCCCCAAUAUUUGUGGGCCAUAACUUGAAGUUUGCAUUGAUCAUCUCUCUUUCUGUGGUGGUGAUGACGGAGCGUGGAGAACAGGUACAAGAGGGGAGAAGGCAGAAAAACCUUACGUAUUGACUCUACCACAAUUUCCUACAUCUGCGAAAAUCACAGCAUCACUCUAUUUCUAGACACAGAAUAUCUGGAAAUAUCAGAGAAAUACUUGAAAUAAUGCAGGCUUUUAAAAGUCUAAUAAUAAAACAUGCUUAUUGUUGCAAAUGUGGCCUAUGCCUUUUAACUGAAAUACGUUUGCGUACAUUUUAUUUGUAUUUAUUUAAUUAAGUUUAUCUAAGUUUUUACGCAUUAAAAAUACCAUCAUUCCAUUCCUUUCCCUCUAAGAUGUGCACAUCUGUAGAAAGAAGCUUAAAGUAAAGAUUGCUUCCCAAGGUGCCAGAAAUGCAAUAAAAAUGCUUAAAAGGAUUAUUCGAAUUAACAAAGGGCAAAUAUGGGUAUUUUUUCUGAGGCUUGUUGUUAUCUUUUCUUUUUGUUUAGCCUCUGCAUCUCAGGAAAAACAAUUAAAAUAUAGAUCGUGGCAAUGUGUCCAUUAAAUUCUAGAGCUAUGAAAAUACAUGGACAGUCUUCACAUUUUGGUGGUGGUGGGGCUCUGUGUAAACCUUGGAUCAAAAGUUCAAAACCCAAACCAAUAGUUUUGGAUUUGUCCCAGGGUGGCCCAUAUGACAGUCAUCCAGGACAGACCUGUCACACAGAUCUAUGGAAGGAAAAACAGAAGUGUUUCUUACAAUAGGCACUAGACUCAGGGUUUUCAGUUGAAAAACUAGAUUAUGCAAUUUUGUACUCAAGAAAAGAAAUCAUCAGCGUUUUCAGCUUAAGUUCAUUUUCACUUUUUUUUUCUAAACCAUAACCAGAUAAGUUAUGUUAUCUUAAACUUUCUUCUGAGGGCUUAAAUGAUCACACUUUUUAAGUUUUCCUACGUUCAUUCGCGCUAUCUGGAGUCUAAAUGUUGUGCUCCUUCUUUUAUUCAUUUGGGCAUGACUUAUCUUGUUUCUCAGCAGUUCCCAAGGCGGCUGGAAUCCGUCAGAAACUGAGCAGACAGUGAACACUCUCAGCUGCUUUCUUCAGUCGUUGGAACUGAAGCCAACACAAAGCAGUUUGAAAAACGUGUGAUUCACACACCAGCUAAAGACAAGGCUUUGGAGGUUUUCAAAGUAGCCUGUGCUUCUUCCUUGGAUGGACAGGGACAAGUAAAAUUUUACAAAGUGCCAUCAGAGGCCCUGAGAAGGCAAACGCAUCUGGUUUUCAUCCCCUUGCUGAAUGGGGUUUGCUGCAGCAGCCCACUGAGGGCUCUUUUCCUCAGGAUUCCGAACUUAUAAUAGGAAAACCAGCCUGGGAAGAUGCUGAGUUCGAUCAAGUGUGUGCUGGUGGGAGACUCUGCUGUGGGGAAAACGUCUCUGUUGGUGCGCUUCACCUCAGAGACCUUCCCGGAGGCCUACAAGCCCACAGUGUACGAGAACACAGGUGUGGAUGUCUUCAUGGACGGCAUCCAGAUCAGCCUGGGCCUCUGGGACACAGCUGGCAACGACGCGUUCAGAAGCAUCCGCCCCUUGUCCUAUCAGCAGGCAGAUGUGGUGCUGAUGUGCUACUCCGUGGCCAACCAUAAUUCUUUCCAGAACUUGAAGAACAAGUGGAUUGGUGAAAUCAGAAGCAAUUUGCCCUGUACCCCUGUGCUAGUGGUGGCCACUCAGACUGACCAGCGGGAGGUGGGGCCCCACCGGGCCUCCUGCGUCAAUGCCAUAGAUGGAAAGAGACUGGCCCAGGAUGUGAGAGCAAAGGGCUACCUGGAGUGUUCAGCUCUCAGCAACCGGGGAGUGCAGCAGGUGUUUGAGUGUGCCGUCCGAACUGCUGUCAACCAAGCCAGAAGGCGCAACAGAAGGAGGCUUUUCUCCAUCAAUGAGUGCAAGAUCUUCUAAAGCCCACAGAGACCCAAUGCUCAUUUACUCACCCCAGAGACUAAUGGGUAGAGGGAGCGUAGGCAAGCUGGGAAGAGUUCAUACUCUUCCUGGAUACAUCUUGAGCAGUGUUUCCUUUUGGGCACACUUGAUGAUGAGGCUUGGCCUCUGAAUGAACUCUACAAACUAACUUCUUGCCCAGUUCAAUAAAAAUUCUUUGGGAAGCUAUAAUGAUUAUUCAUUCCAUCUUCGAUUAAAAAAAAAAAAAUUAAAAUGAGGGUCACCCAUGUCCCUUUAAUUUUGGACAACAAAGUGAGUUUCCCAAAGAACUUCGUAUUUAAAGACAUAUUUUAUUUAAAUAUUAACAAAAUGCAUAACUCUUGUAUAUAAUUAGGUUUAGAAAGUCUUUUCAUAUGUACUUACAAACACAAAUUCCUGUUUAAGUGAAAUUACCUAAUGGGGCUCUGCCAUAUGUUUGUAGCGUUAUUAUUAUCUCCUGAAGUGGUAGUAGUUUUAUUGAAUCCACUUGCCUGGAUUUUACUAGGUAAUCAAAUUUAAAAAAGACCAUAAACUCAUCCUUUUGGUUAAUUUUCCACCUACCUAUCUUAUUUAAAGCUGUAAAUAAAAACAUAGUUCAAUAGUGUAUUUCAAUACUGCCUAAUGUUUGUGUAUAAAAAAAAAACAGCAUUAGGCAGUAUUAAAAUACAUUAUUGAACUAGAUUUUUAAUACUGCCUAAUGAUGUAAAGGAGCCCUGGUGGUGCAGUGGUUAACAGCUACGGCUGCUAACCAAAAGGUCAGCAACUCGAAUCCACCAGCUGCUCCUUGGAAACCUUAUGGGGUAGUUCUACUCUGACCUAUAGGGUCACUAUGAGUUGGCAUCCACUUGAUGGCAAUGGAUUUUUGGAGUGAUUUAAAAAUUAUCACCUACAUUUCUCUAUCAUUAGAAAAAUCUUUUUAAAAUUUACUGUAUUACCUUUCACUCCAUGAACUCCAAUUAUACACUAAAUAGACCUAUCUCAUUCACCAAGAAAGACUGAAACCUUUCAGGUGGCUAAUCAGAUUGCUCCAAGUAAUAGCUGCAGAACCUGGGACAGAGCCACUAACAAGCUGAACUUAUUAACCCUGUGUACCACUGAAGGACUCUUCUUUUUUUUCUUUAUUGUGAUUUAAGUGAAAGUUUACAAAUCAAGUCAGUCUCUCAUAUAAAAACUUUAUACACCUUGCUAUGUACUCCUAGUUGCUCUCCCCUUAAUAAGACAGCACACUCCUUCUCUCCACCCUGUAUUCCCCGUGUCCAUUCAGCCAGCUCCUGUCCCCUUCUGACUUCUCAUCUCCCUUCCAGACAGGAGCUGCCCACAUAGUCUCACGUGUCUACUUGAGCCAAGAAGCUCACUCUUCACCAGUAUCAUUGUCUAUCUUAUAGUCCAGUCCAAUUCCAGGGACUUUUCUUGAUGGCAUUUAUUUCAGUGUCUCAGGGCCUAGCACUGGGAAGGAAUAGGAGCUAAACAAAAGUCUGUUGAACCAAACUGGAGAGAAAAAGACAGGUAUUGGGCUGUUGUGCCACCUAAGUGGUUAUGGGAAAGAAGCAGACCCUAGCCGUCCUCACAGGGGUAAGAAGCAGAAUUAGUCAUUUUGGUGGAAUCCAUGUAAUUGUUGUGAUUUAUAAGUAUGUUCUACAUGUGUGUAUAUUUAUUUUUGCCUGCCUAGAUUCAGGCAUAUUCUUAUUCUUCAAAAAAGUCAUGAUACCUUUUCGUGGACUAGAUUGUGUGUCAAUUCUUAAAUAUACCAAGUAGCGACAUUAAAUAUACCCUUGUUUAUAUUAAAGAGUUGGCAAUGAUUUGAGUGGCUGAGUGAUUCAUCCUAUUCCGUCUUGCUUUAUUCUGACUAUUUAAAUGAGGGGCAGAAUCCAAAAAAACCAAGCCCAUUGCUGUCGAGUCAAUUCUGGCUCCUAAUGACCCUACAGGACAGAGUAGAGCUGCCCCAUAGGGCUUCCAAGGCUGUAAUGUUUGUGGAAGCAGACUGCCACAUCUUUCUCCUUCGGAGUAGCUAGUGGGUUUGAACUGCUGACCUUCUGCUUAGAAGCUAAGCACUUUAAACUCUGUGCCACCAUGGCUCCUUAGCCAAGUCCAGUGUGAUAUAAUUAGGCUGAGUGACAAAAAGCUGAAAGCACCCAUUCCUGAUACAUGUAAGAUAUUAUAUUGUUGUUGUGAUCCAUAAGAUUUAAAAAAUUUUCUAAUUAGUUUUGUUGUUGAGGCUGUACACAGCAGAACAUACACCAAUUAAGCCAUUUCUACAGGUACAAUUCAGUGACAUUGAUUACAUCCUUUGAGUUGUGCAUCCAUUCUUACCUCCCUUUUCUGAGUUGUUCUACCUCCACUAACAUAAGCUCACUGCCCGCUAAAAUCCCUAUCUGAUCUUUUUAGUUGCUGUUGUCAGUUUGAUUCCAUAUAGAUACUUCUAAAAACAGCAUAAUGCUUAAGGCAGGCAUCCUUUACUAGUUAAGCUAAACUGUUGUUUGGUUUUAAGAGGACUUCAGGGGAUAUUUCUGGUUUGAGGUUUAAAGAUUAUCUCAGUGCAAUAGUUUUCAGGGUUCAUCCAGCCCCCACGGCUCCAGAAAAUCUGGAUUCCAUGAAAAUUUGAAAUUAUUUUCUCCAUUUUCUCCGUUUUGAUAAGAAUUCUUCUAUAGAAUCUUUGAUCAAAACUUUCAGUAAUGGUAGCCGGGCAACGUCCAGUUUUUCUGGUCUCAUGGCAAAGAAGGCAGUUGUUCACGGACACAAUUAGCCACACAUUCCAUUUCCUCCUCCUAUUCCUGACUCUCCUUUUUAAUCUGUUGAUCCAGGCGAAUACAAACCAAUUAUAGUGCCAAAAGACAAUAAUACUGAUGGUUAAAAUCUGUCGAAUGCUUCAGAAUUGCUGGGCACUGUGCUAAGCACUUUUGUGUGCAACAACUCAUCACAUGGCAUGUAAGUGGCCACACUAUGAGUCUCAUCCUACUUGAUGAAACUGAGUCUCAGCACAUUGAUGCAAAGAGUCCAAGGCAAUACAGCAGGUGAGUGGCAGCACCAGGAACCUCAAGCAGGUGUGUCUAACUCCAAAGCUGUGCUCAAAACCACCAUGCCUCACUUCCUCCCAGAGCAGCUCGACUGCAUGGCUUUGCCACAUCCUAUCUCAUGUGACCUUGUAGACCUCAUCACUAGCAGCCAAGUGGCCUGUAUUUUAAAAAUUAUUUUUCAAUAAAACAUUCUGAGUCUGAGCUUAGUCUUUCUCUUUCAUUUUUCUUUCUGGCAAUGAGAACAGGAUCUGACUAAGUCACAGAGCACCAUCAUUUGUAAAGGUCCUUAUCUGCUAUGGAUUGAAUUGUGUCCCCCCCAAAAAUAUGUUGAAGUCCUAAAUACUGGUACUUGUGAAUGUGACCUUGUCUGGACAACAUCUUUGAAGAUGUUAUCAGUGAGGUUAACAUGAAGUCACAGAGGAGUAGGGUGGGUCCUAAUUCUGUAUGAGUGGUAUCCUUAUAAAAGAGAAGAUACUCAGACUGGAGGACAGGGGAACGAUGCCAUACAACUGCAAGCAAAGAAAUGCUGGGAGCUACCAGAAUCUAGGAGGAAGGCAUGGAAUAGUUUCUCUCUCAGAGCCGUCAGAAGAAAUUGACACACUCAAUACCCUUAUUUAGACAUUUAGCCUCCAGAACUGUGAGACAAUAAAUUUUUGUUCUUAUAAACUACCCAGCUUGUGGUAUUUUGUUACAGUAGCUCAGGGAUCUAGUACACUACCCCAAUCUUGACUUUUAAGUAUAAUUUCAGAGGUCGAUUGCAUGUGAAUUGACAAAGAUGAAAUAUACCAUGACUUGACACUUUAAAAAACGUGGGAAAAUUCUUUUUCAUGUCUUACUUUUCCAGCCCUCAGGUUUCAGGUAUUUCCUUUAGAUGAGGGAGUAAGAGGGGGAAGAGGGGUGGAUUCUUUCUUUCUUAGGAUUUGGCACUAAGGAACUGCACUUCACCCAGAAUGAGAUGUGAUGGGAGGAUUCCACUUGGGAGAUCUGUAGGGUUUUGAUGCAGCAGAGGGCACAGGCGUUUGUGAGUGUUUGUCCUGAAUAUUGAGAAGACAAUCCUUGGAGUUGAGUCAGGUCAGCACAACUCAAUGGUAGGGACAUUUUUCCUGAGGCUGUGUCUCUCUCAAUAAAGCAGAGAAACAUAAUCACUGACCAAGAUCUCAAGCAAUUUUUCACAAGAUAAAAUAAACCGUAGAAAAAUUUUUUGAUGUAUAUUCAUAGAGUACUUGAAUAAAUCUAAAUUCCACAUUAACUUUUCAGUAGAUUCUAAAAUAUAUCCUGACAUGGAACCUAGUAUUUAAUGGAAGAUAGAGAGCCAUCCUUGAAGUUGUCAAGGAUUUCAUUUUACUUGGAUCCACAAUCAACAGCCACGGAAGCAGCAGUCAAGAAAUCAAAAGAUGCUUUGCAUUGGGCAAAUUGGCUGCAAAAGACCUCUUUAAAGUGUUGAAAAGCAAAGAUGUCACCUUGAAGACUAAAGUAUGCCUGACCCAAGCCAUGGUGUUUUCAAUCACAUUAUAUGCAUGUGAAACCUGGACAAUGAAUAAAGAAGACCAAGAAGAAUAAUUGACGCCUUUGAGUUGUGGUGUUGGAAAAGAAUAUUGAAUAUACCAUAGACUAUCAAAAGAAUGAACAAAUCUGUUUUGGAAGAAGUACAACCAGAAUGCUCCUUAGAAGCAAGGAUGGUGAGACUAGUCUCAUAUACUUCGGACAUGUUAUCCGGAGGGAUCAGUCCCUGGAGAAGGGUAUCAUGCUUGGUAAAGUAGAGGGUCAUUGAAAAAGAGGAAGAGUCUCAAUGAAAUGGAUUGACACAGUGGCUGCAACAAUGGGCUUAAACACAACAAUGAUUGUGAGGAUGGCGCAGGACCAGCAGUGUUUCGUUCUAUUGUACAUAAGGUCGCUAUGAGUCAGAAGUGACUCGAUGGCACCUAAAAAAAACAACAACAGACAGCCAUCAUGAGGGACUAAGAGGUGGGACAGGUGGAGUGUAUUUUAGAGUCAGAAAGUCUGAGCUGUGUCUUUCCCCCUCAGUUUUCCUUUCUCAAAACAGAGAUACUAAUUCCUGGGUCACUCUAAGAAUUAGUACAACAAUGAUUGUGGAAAUGCUUUAUAUCUGUAAACUGUCGUUCAACUGGUGAUGUUAUUAUGUUUUUGAUAAAUCCCUAUACAGACAAAUAGGCUGAAUAGUCUAGAUUAGGUUAGAAUAUUCUAGAACUUGUUAAUAGUAUGCCACAUGUUGGGACACCCCACACAGAAGCAGGCUCCAGUUGAAGCAGUGUUAAAUAGAGUAAACUCACCACCCAGUGCCAUCGAGUCGAUUCCGACUCAUAGCGACCCUAGAGGACAGAGUAGAACUGCCCCAUAGAAUUUCCAAGGAGCGCCUGGCGGAUUUGAGUAAGGUGAGUAAAAUACCACAUGAUGAUAAUCACAAUAGCAACAAACUACAUUUGAAUGUCUACAGGUUCCAGGCCCUGUGCUAGGCUCUUUACAUACAUCAUAACAUCCUCUUAAAAUGCUCCCAAGGUAGAUAUUGUUCUCUCUUGUUAAGGAAACUGAGGUUUAGGCAGAUAAAUGGGGAUAUUUCCCUUUUACAGGUAUUUUUCACAAUGUCCCAGUUUUACCAUGUAACUUUGGUAUAAUUAAACUUCACUAGCUAAAAACGACAUGAUUGAUUAUAUUUAAUGUUCUUUACACUUUAGUGUAAAGAACAUUAAAUAUAAUCAACCAAGGUGGUUAAGAACGAUCCCUGUUACACACUGUAGGGCUGUGCUGAUGAUUAGUGCUUGGCAGCCUUCCUGUGUGAGCUUUCUUUUGUUAUUCUUUCUGGAAAAAAUCUCAGGUGUUUCAUAUCUCACUGGACUGGCUGGUCUUUGGAUGCUUAUAAAUGUUCCCUGUAGCCAUACCAUAGCUCUGCAAGAAGUACCUUCAUUCAAGUCUCUUCAUUUGAUCCAUUUGGAAUCAAUUUCUUAUUCUGUGGGACUUUGAUACACUCACUAAAUAUCAAAAGGCAUCUAUCUGUUCUGGCACUUAGUGACUACUCAAGUCCCCACUGUAGGGGACAGAGCCUAGGUAACUGUUCUGUCCUGAACCUCAAAAUCCAGGAAAUAUUGCUGUAGACAUCUAUUUGCUUGGAAGAGAGAGGGGAGAAAUAUGUUGGUUAAUUCCAAUCUGAAUAAGCAGAAGAAUAAUUUGGGGAUAGCAAUUUUCACGAAUUGUUGGUAUUCUAGUGAGACAUUUAUAUUAAGAGGAGACCUGUGGAGAAGUGGUUAAAGUGAUCGACUGCUAACUGAAAAGUCGGUGGUUCGAAAUUACCAGCGGCUUCUUGGGAGAAAGAUGUUGCAGUCUGCUUCUUUAGAGAUUUACAGCCUUGGAAACCCUGUGGGGUCACUUUGAGUCAGAAUAGACUAACUGGCAGUGGGUUUGGUUGGGUUUCCUAUCCAUAUUAUAUAUAUAUAAUGUGUAAAGAACUACUAUGAAUAAAUAAGACAAACACCUAAUUUAAAAAUAGAGAUUUCUCAGAAGAGAAAAUAUGUAUGACCAAUAAACAAGAACAGGAGUUCAAUCUCAUUAGUACUCGGGGAAAAGCAAAACAGACAAAAUAAAACAACAAAAAAACUCACAGUGUGAGUUUUAACCUUUGACAUGGAUUGAAUUAUGUUUUCCCCGAAAUGUGUCUAUCAACUUGGUUAGGCCAGCAUUGUGUGGUUGUCCUCCAUUUGUGACUGUAAUUUUAUGCUGGGAGGAUUAGGGUAGGAUUGUAACACCACCCUUACUCAGGUCACUUCCCGGAUCCAAGGUAAAGAGAAUUUCCCUGUGGCCUGCACCAGCUUUUAUCUCUCAAGAGAUAAAAGGAAAGAGAAGCAAGCAGAGUUGGGGAUCUCAUACCACCAAGAAAGCAGCGCCAGGAGCAAAGUGCAUCCUUUGGAGACAGGGUCCCUGUGCCUGAGAAGCUCCUUGACCAGGGGAAGUUUGAGGACAAGGACCUUCCUCCAGAGCUGACAGAGAGAGAAAGCCGUCCUCUGGAGCCGACGCUCUGAAUUUGGACUUUUAGCCUACAUUACCAUGAGGAAACAAAUUUCUCUUUGUUAAAUCCAUCCACUUGUGGCAUUUCUGUUACGGCAGCACUAGAUGACUAAGACAAUAUUUUAACCACCAAGUUGGCAAAAAAUGAAAAAGUAUGACAAUAUCAAAUGUUGACAAAGACGUGAAACAAUAGGAACUCAUACAUGCUGCUUAUGAGAGUGUAAAUUGGUAUAAGUUGCAGGCAUUAUUUAGUAAUACUGAAUAUUCAAAUACCCUUGACCUAGAAAUUCCAUGAACCAGAGAUUUCCUGGGAGACAUUAUAAGAAUGCUCUUAGUAGUAUUGUAGGUAAUAGAAAAAAGUAGAAAGAAACCAAUGUGAUCAACAGAGAGUGGUUAAAUAAAUUUUGGUGUAUUCACACACAGAAUACCAUGUGGCAAUGAAAAGGAAUGAACUGUAGCUACACAUAUCCAUACAGAUAUGUGGUGCAAUGGCUAAGGGCUUGGCUGCUAACCAAAGGUUGAUGGUUUGAAUCCACCCAGCUGCUCCAUGGAAGAAAGACCUGGAAAACUGUUCCCAUAAAGAUCACGGCCUAGAAAACCUUAUGGGGGCAGUUCAACUCUGUCACAUGGGGUCGCUAUGAGUUGAUAAUGGACUCAAUGGCACCUAACAACAGCCAAUGUUGAGGGAAAAAAGCAAGUAGUAAAAUAAUACGUACUGUAUGAUUCCAUUUUUAUAAAAUUCAAAUGCAAGCGAAAUUUACCAAUACAAUACUUAUGAUUAAAGUUUUUUUUUUUUUUUUAAAGCAAGAGAAUGAUUAACAUAGCAUUCAGAUUGGUAGUUACCUCUUCCAGGGAGGGAGGGGAAUAUGAUUGAUCAGGGUUACUCAGGGGCAUCACAGACAUUGGUCCGUUCUAUUUCUUAAGCUUGGGAAGUGGAUACAUGAGCUCUCAUUUAAUUUUUUUGGUCAUUAUUUAUUAUCUAAACUAUUCUUAUACGUUUUAUAUACUCAUUUAUGUGUAUGAUACAAUUCAUGGUUUAAAAUGUAAAAAAAAAAAACAUGUUCAAGUUCUGUAGUCAGACUGCCUGGACU
Molecule: messenger RNA, 12389 nt
Organism: Loxodonta africana (African savanna elephant)
Lineage: Eukaryota; Metazoa; Chordata; Mammalia; Proboscidea; Elephantidae
Gene: RHOH
Product: ras homolog family member H
Exons: 3
Coding region: 3674-4249 (191 amino acids)
Biological process (GO): motor neuron axon guidance; establishment or maintenance of cell polarity; regulation of cell shape
Cellular component (GO): cytoskeleton; cell projection; cytoplasmic vesicle
Molecular function (GO): GTP binding; protein kinase binding; GTPase activity
Source: RefSeq, a predicted model, not a curated record